UUACAUAGUGAGUCAGUUGACUGUCGUAUUUCAAUGGAUUAUCGAUAUUUUAUCUGUUAAGAUAAUUAUUAUCAAUUUUCAAUGUAUGUAGUACGCUUUCACCUGUUGAAGAAUUAACAAAAACAGACAAAAUCGACGGAAAAUGGCUUUUUUAGGGAAAAGGGCGCUUUUAUACUUCGCAGUAGCAACAGUUCUAUUGUCAAUGUUCACCCCAGAGGUGGAGGGCAGGAGAAACGUCUUAAGGGGCAGAAAGACGGUCACCAGAAGAUACUUAACUCCUAUGGCCAUCCCAGCGUGGGCCAUAAUAAUCCUAGUAGGCGUGGGACAGCUUGUCAUAGGAGCUGUCAUCUACGUCAUACUGAAAAAAACCAUCGUAGACACGGAAACGUCGGCGUCUUACUCUGUUGCACCCCUUAGUGACGCAUAACUGUCAUUUAAACCAAGAUGGCGCACUAGAUUUACACUGUUUUUUUUAUUUUAGGUUAUAAGGUGAAUCAAUUAUUAUUAUUAUUAUUAUUACUGGUGUUAUUUAUUAAAUAAACAAUGAUUUUCGUGA
Messenger RNA from Anthonomus grandis grandis, 556 nucleotides. RefSeq lists its product as uncharacterized. Bases 143 to 427 code for a protein of 94 amino acids. The transcript is spliced from 3 exons. Lineage: Eukaryota; Metazoa; Arthropoda; Insecta; Coleoptera; Curculionidae. The record is from RefSeq and is a predicted model, not a curated record.